This is a messenger RNA of Homarus americanus (American lobster), 351 nucleotides long. RefSeq names its product sodium-dependent multivitamin transporter-like. Lineage: Eukaryota; Metazoa; Arthropoda; Malacostraca; Decapoda; Nephropidae. The annotation marks the transcript as partial. Gene Ontology annotation, biological process: sodium ion transport; transmembrane transport. The record is from RefSeq and is a predicted model, not a curated record. The transcript is spliced from 3 exons. Gene Ontology annotation, cellular component: membrane. Gene Ontology annotation, molecular function: symporter activity.
UACCUGGGCAUCCACACUUAUCAUGGGGACAAUAUGUACCUUCUACAUCACAAUUGGUGGUGUAAAGGCUGUGGUGUACACAGACGUGUUGCAAACGUUGCUCAUGUUUGGCGGGGUGCUGGUGGUGGUGAUCCUCUGUUGUAUUGGCCUGGGCGGCGUUGACAAAGUGUGGGCCAUUGCAGACCGAGGUGGACGCAUCCAAUUUUUCAACCUCGACACGAGCCCUUUUGAGCGCCACACUCUGAUGUCCACUAUGGUCUUCGGCUGUUACUUUAUGGUCUCUACCAUCGGCUUCAACCAAAACGCCUUCCAGAGAUUAGCAUCUGUGAGGACGCUUCAGACAUCACAAAG